AUAGUAAUCUUUGGCUACAUGCUCGGCGAACGCCAAAAGCGAAAGAAAUGACGAAGUGAGGAUUGUUGGCAUAGUGUUUCAGCCCUAGUGAAACAAUUGCGUUAGUAGCAGUUAAUAAUGUCAGGGGAUGUGCAACCAAGGAAGCGGAAGGAGAAAAGAAGAAAAAAAGAAGAUUCUGAAGAAAUACCAACAAGCUUUUCUAGUGAUGAGCAGCUGCAUGUCCACAAAGAUGCCAGCACAGGAGGAAAUAUUUGUGCCAAGAUACUUUUCUUCCUUCUUUCCUCUGUGUUACUUGUCAUGAUUGGAUUGGUGGUGUUCGAGUACCGUGGAUCUGCUGAUGACGAAACACUAGUUCCUGUCUCAAAAUGGGCUCCUACGUUUGAUGGCUGGUUGGAAACGCCUGUUAAGCAUGAUGAACAUGCAGAUGUAACAGAAAGUGGUGAACAGGAGCUUGGAGAGUCUGAAGAACACGAAAACGAAAGUGCAGAAGAGGAAGAACACUUAAGCGAGGAAGCCGCCUCAAAAGAACAACAACAUGAAGAUGAUGAUGAAGAAGUAGGAGCAAAGGGAAGUGAAGAGGAGGAAACAAAAAGUGCAGAAGAGGAAGAGGAAGAUGAGGAUGAAGAAGCAGAUAAAUUAGAGGAUGAAGAAAGUGAGGAGGCAGAUGAAAAUGAAAUUGAAGACAGAGAUGAUGAUGAUGAAGAAGAAGAAGAAGAGGAGGAGGAGGAGGAGGAGGAGGAGGAGGAGGAGGGAAGUGAUGAAAAUGUGUAUGAACAUGGAAAAAGUGAAGAGGAUAUAGAAGCAGAGAAGGGUGAUGCGGAAGAGGAGGAUGAAGAGGAAGAUGAAGAAUCUGGAAGGGAAGAGCUAGACGAUGAUGAAGAUGAAGAAGACAGAAAGACACCUGCUUAUCAGCACGAGUCAGAUGAGAUAGAUGAUCUUUUAAGUGAAAUUCCAGGAGUAACUGAAAGUGAAGAAGAUGACGAGGGAGAUAAUAGAGGAAGAAGAGAUGAGAUAAUAGAUAAACAACAGAAAGUCACUGGUGUUCAUGAAAAGAAGAUCAAAGCAGUCAGUGAAGAAGAGGCUGAUGUGCCAAGACGGAAACAGGAGGAGGAGGUGUCAGAGACAACCAAACCUGUGGAAGGCACAAGCACAUUUACAGUUGGACAAAAGCCCCAUGAACAACAGAAAAGCCAGGACCAGGGUCAAGCAAAAUUGAAGGCUCAUCAGGCAGCUGUGAAGCAGAAAGGGGCGAAGGAAAAACCAAUUGCAGCAAAACAUGAGAAACGUGAGGCACUACAUUCUCAGGAACAGCCUGCAUUGAAGAGUAAAGGUCACACCCAUUCCACUGAACAGUCUGCAGUGAAGAACAAUGGCUUUCCAUCAGGACCUGGUGAAACUGGUCAGGGCCAGAAAGCUGAAGAUGUCACUACAUCCAAAGUCUCACCAUCAAAAAAGCAAAAAGUUAGUGUAGGGGCCACUAAGGAUGGCCCUUCUGAAGCUACCCUACCAAAGAAGCAGAAAGAUGAUGCAGGCCCAACCUUAAAACAUGAACCUUUGCCCACAAAGCCUUCCAAACCUACUGUUUCAGGAGGGAAGAAUUUCAAAGAUAAAGAUGUACUGUCUGAUGGAGUACAUUCUCCCCCCAAGGCAUCUCGGAUUGGUGACAAAAUAGAGCAUUCUUCAAAACUUGAGAAAUCUGGCACAGUGCAUAAAGUUACUGAACAAUCAUCUCCAACAAAACUAGAUUCAAAUGACAGAGUUUCUGUUUCAAAGUCUCCUCAUGUUGACAAGUCAACUGAAGAAGGAAAAAAGCCACUGGAAAGUAAAGACAACCAGCGCUCAAAAUCAGUGCAUAGUGCAUCAGCUUUUGGUGUCAAAAACAGCAAGUUUGAUGCAAAAGAUGCCCAAACUAUUACUGAUGACUCUGUGAAACUACCUGAUUUGAAAACAGAUGCACAUGGUAAAUUAGCAGCUGCAGGAAAGUCAGAAUCUUUUGGUAAAGCUAAAGCAGCUAGUAAUAGUAAAGAAAAAGAAAGUGUAGGAGUUGAGUCAACUAUAAAGGAAAGUGGCAGUUUGAAUGCCCAGAUCAAGCAAGUGAAAGUUAGCCAUAGCGAAAAGAAAUUGAUGGAGAAGAGAAUGGAAAAUUUGCAUGAAAAUGGCCAUCCUUCCAAUCGAGAAAAGGAAAAUGAGCAAUUUACAUCAAAAUUAGAUCACCAUACUGAAACAGCAAAUCAUGUUGUUGCUAAAGAUUCUAAUGCAGCUCAAGUGCAUGAGGAUUCUAGGGAGUCAAAUGUGAAUGUGGAGAAGCAGAAAGCUAGUUCCUCAGCCACUGGGAAAACAUCUAGAGAUGGGAAUAGUGAAGUACCUGUGACAGUUUCCACUGUGAAAGCUAAGAAAGCAAGUGCUGACUAUACAAAAAACAGGACACCCGAAAAGAAUGGUGACGUAAAUGCUGCAAGGAAAAGAAGCGGCAACGAUUAUACACCACCUGAGAGCAACGCAUACCCUUCUAAACCCACAGACACAAAAGUGUCAGCAGCAGUGCCAGAGUCAACAUUAAAGCACUCGGUAAGAGAUGAAGGUGAUAGUUCCAAGAAUCAGGAAUUUAAACCCAAUGUUCAAAGUGCUUCUAGUCGCAAAACCAUUAGAGACAAGGAAGUAAGAUCCACCUCAACAAGUGAGAAUCGACCAGAUUAUAUAGAAAAUAGCAGUAAUAAACCGGUGAAUUCAAACACUAAACAGCCUUCACAUGGUCAGAAAGUUGCUCCAAAGCAAAUAGAAAAUGAAGUUACACAGCCAGAAAGUGAAAGGGCUUCAAAGAAAGAAGCGGUUCCAUCUCAGCGUGAUUCAGAUAUGGUUGGAGAUGAAAUUAAAAGAAGCAAAAUGACACAGGAUAAGCCUGUGGAGGAAGAGGAGGAAGAAGAUGAACCUGAGCCAUCUGGAGUGGCACUUAAGUUUGGCGUGGGAGUGGCGCUAGUGAUUGUAGCACACGUGGUACUUGUUAAAAAAUGGAACUCUGAUGAGAAUCUUGCAGCACCCGAUACUUCAGAUGCUUCACAAACUGUACCACAGAUGGAACAGCAACAGAUAUCAAAACAGAUUCCACAGAUUCUUCUGGAAACAGAAACUGAAAAGGAUUCUGAGGAAAGCAGUUACUUAUCUAGUGAAUAUAUAACUCGCAGACAAACGUUGUUACCAGAUGAUUUAGUACACGAUUCGCCCCAAAGAGAAUUGGAAGAAUCGGAAUCUUCUGUGCCAAGUGAAGAAGAUAGUGAUGAUGGCCAGGAGGAAUUUAUUUUCAAACAAAAUGUAUAUAAAGCUGAGAAUGCUUUCAAGGCUUCCCACAGAGAUGAAAAGCCUUUCAGUGAAGAAAAACCUUACAAGCAGCAGAGUUUUGAGGAACUUCUGAAAAAAUAUCAUGAACACACUCCUGAAGGAAGUGACAUUGAAUCUGAUGAAGAUGAGCAGGAAGAAGAAGAAGAGGAGGAGGAGGAGGAUGAUGAUGAAAGAGAUCUUGAUGAUGAUGAUGAUGAUGAUGAUGAGGAUGAACCAAUUGAUGAUGAAGAUGACAUUGACAAUGAAGAUCCAGAAGAUGAAGAAGAAAUUUUAGGAAACAAAGGCCAAGGUUCCAAAAUCUCCACAACUCCAGACACUGAAGACACAUCACCCCGAAAAUUUGUAGUAGAUACUCAGAAGGAACAGAGAAUAGCAUCUGUGGAACAAGAAUCUGGAAAUCAUGAAGAAGGUGAAAUGCUUGCUGGAGGAAAGGAAGAGGAGGAACCUGAAGAGGAAGAUGCAGGAGAGCUCGAUUCUGAAGAUGACAGUCUUGGGGAAAAUUUUAAAUACUACCAGCUUCCAAAGACAAGGAAAUUGCAGAGAGAAGAAGAUGAUGAAUCUGGAAGUGACAAAGAGAUUCCUGUAGUGAAAAGCAAAAUACCAAAGAACAUGGGUGGACAAAAUGCACAGGUUUAUUCCAAGGCUGAUAUAACUAAUGAUGAUGACUGGCACAUCAUUGAAGAUUUGGACGGGGCUGAUGAUGAUGCAGAAGAGAAUCCUGAGGUUGCCAUUCAUAGAUACGAUACAAUCCUAAAAUCACACCCAAAUUCACCCAGAGCCUGGUAUGGAAAAGCCACUGCCCUUGAUCAGCUUGCUGCAAAGAAGAAGAGUAACUUCAUUUUGGAACAAGCUAUUGAUGCUUACAAAAAGGUGACAUCGGGACUGAGCAGUGUAAAAGACAAACUCUUCAUUUUAGCUGCUGAACGCUGCAUUGACAGGAUGCGUUUCAGAGGUGUACAUGCAAGAGCUGUCCCAAUUCAUAAAUUGUUGAUAGCAAGGUUUCCAGAUGACCCAGCUUAUCAAAAUCAGCUUGCUGUGACAUACUUAAUGAUUAACAGGAGCCCAGAAGCAAAACAAGUAUUAGAGAAUGUCUUGCAGAAAUGGCCAAAGAAUGGAUUUGCCCAAGUACAUUAUGGAUUUAUCUUGAAGACUGGGAAUUACAACAUGACAAAAGCUGUCAGAUACCUACAGGAGGGAAUUGCCACCCGGGAACCUGGAACUAUAGAUGGACGUUUUUUCUUUCAGUUGGGAGAUGCACUUAUGCGUCUUGGUCGAAGGAAGGAAGCAAUGGAAGUAAAUGAACUUGGUGUUAGGGAAGGUUUGUUUCUGUCUAAAUAUCAGAGGUCACUCUACAAUGUAGACAGGCUUCGUGCUCAGCCUUGGUGGACACGAGAGGAGACCACUUAUGCACCAUACUUCAGGAAACUGGAGGAGAAUUGGAAGCAGAUAAAAGAUGAAGGUGUGAAGGCACUGUAUGAUAAAAAUAAAAAUUUAUUCAGAGAUGAAGCAGAAAAUCUGAAGGAUUCCGGCAAAUGGAAGCAGUUAGAAUUGUUUGCCAGAGGCCGGAAGGUUCCAACAAAUUGUGCCAAAGCUCCAGUGACUUGCAAAUUAAUUGAAGACUUUCCUGCCGCAAGAGACUGUCGUCGGGGGCAGGUGAAGUUCAGUGUUAUGGACCCAGGUACUCAUGUGUGGCCUCACUGUGGACCAACCAAUUGCCGUCUACGUGCUCAUCUUGGACUUGUUGUGCCAAAGAAUACAUUCAUAAGGGUUGCUGAUGAGACGAGAACAUGGGAAGAGGGGAAGCUUUUUAUAUUUGAUGAUAGUUUUGAACAUGAAGUGUGGCAUAAUGGAACAACAACAAGAUUAGUGCUUAUUGUUGACGUGUGGCAUCCAGAGCUGACAAUGGAAGAAAAACGCACCUUACCUGCUAUAUGAUAGCACAGAAUGAAGAUCUGCCAAAGAAACCUUACAUAGCUGUAGAAGAUAACUGCAGGAGGAGAAUCUUGAGGCUGAGAAUAUGUUGUAAAUGCUAGUCAGAGAAUCUUGGAAAAUGAGACAACCUUAUCUCAAUUGUACUUACCCAAUGUAAAAUGAUACAUUGUUAUGAUAGCAUAAUGAGGUAAACAUGGAAUGACUGGGUGUAAUGUUGAUGAGAAUGUUACCAUAGAGAGAUAUUCAAAGAUAUGGGUUAUUUUGUGCAGUAUUGAUUUAUGUAAUGUGAUGAUGAUCAGAGAGGGCUCAGGGAAUAAAUGGAAUUAUAGUUCUUCCUGUGGCUUCAUAUUUAUGAACGUAAAUAUUUUAUAUGUGAUUUUAUAUGGUAUAAAGAUAAAUCUGUUCUUUCAGUAGACUGUUGAUGUUUUUAUGCUUAGCUUUUGUUCCCUGAAAGAAUUUAAAAUUUUAAUAUUUGUCCUAGCUCUUCUUUUGCUUUAGUAACCAUGUUGUUGUUGUAUCAGAUCUGUGCAACUAGUUAAGGGAUGCUUGAAUUGCUAAACUAUGUGAACUGUAUUUCUUCAAAUAUGGAUGAUAUGUGAAAAUGUGAUGUAAUUGUUUGUAAAGAAACAUUAAACACUAUCGUAAAAGAUAUUGUCACACUGAUAACAGAAUGUCAGUUAGGAAGUAGUGAGACCGUCCUGUUGUUAAGUAGGUAGCUUUGCUGCCCCGCAGUAAAAAUGUAUCAGAACUUAUGAUAAUGAUGUUAUACACAAGAUAAAUGCUCAAAAGACUGUGUAGCAGUGUCCUGUGGAUUUUAUUUUUACUGGAAUGUUUAAGUGAGUUCAUUUUUUAUAAGUCUUGUUGUACAAGUGCCUUUUGAAUAAUGAAUGCCAAAAAUUGCAUUAAAAUUUUGUAAUAAAAAAAGGUCCAUCCAAUAUAAAA
Messenger RNA from Schistocerca nitens (vagrant locust), 6210 nucleotides. Its product is annotated as aspartyl/asparaginyl beta-hydroxylase-like. The transcript is spliced from 21 exons. Gene Ontology annotation, cellular component: endoplasmic reticulum. Gene Ontology annotation, molecular function: peptidyl-aspartic acid 3-dioxygenase activity; protein binding. The record is from RefSeq and is a predicted model, not a curated record. The coding region runs from base 118 to 5271 and encodes 1717 amino acids. Lineage: Eukaryota; Metazoa; Arthropoda; Insecta; Orthoptera; Acrididae. Gene Ontology annotation, biological process: peptidyl-aspartic acid hydroxylation.